GGGCAGGAUUUGAAGAUCCCCAAUCUGGCAUUCAUCACUUUGAAGUUUGUCUUGGUACCGGUCGUGAAUUAUGUGACCUUGUCCCGUAUUUCAACACUCUCCUUCAUUCAAACAUCAUCAAAACGGGAAUAAACUUACCGAUAAAUCGCAGGCUGUACGCAUCCGUAAUAGCGUUUAAUUAUGUCGGUUUGAGCGUCACUAGAUCGUCUGAUUAUUUCAUAAUUGAUACAACUAAGCCUGCUGUAAUAAUGGCACCGUCAUUUGUGUACGACAAUACAAUAAUGACGAAACAUCAACAUACUUCAGCAGUCAGUUUUGAAAGAUCAAAACUUCACGUUGCUUGGAAAUUUGAAGACAGGGAAAGCAACGUUGUUCAACAUAUUCUAACGUUGAAAACACAUCACGAGGGCCAUACUCCGCUAGAAAACAUAAAGCUAGGACAAUAUGAUUCUUUUGCGAUUACAUUUGAUAAUAACAAUUUGCUACACAAUGGUGACCGAUACUGGGUCGUAGUAACAUGUUGUAAUGCUGCAGGGUUAUGUACAUCUGCGAACUCAUCCGACAUUUUGAUAGAUUCUACCCCUCCACAUGCAGGUGGCUUUCUGGCAACGAUGAAUUGGAACAACAUGAGAACUUCUGGUGAUGCUUUAUCCAAUAUUUCGUUGUCAUGGUAUGGCUUUUUAGAUCAAGAAUCUGGUAUCGAGAAAUAUUACAUCUCUGCCAGUAGUUCAUUCUCUGGCAAUGAACUUACAAAAGGUGUGUUGACAUUUCGACCAAAUAAUUCGCAGGAACGUAUGCAUUUCUUAAUUGGCAAGUAUAUUUACCCCAAUGACAUACUGUUCUUAACAAUAUGGGCUCAAAACUUCGCAGGUUUGAAUAGUUCUGCAGCUAAAGUUACUGUAAUUGCUACAUCUGAAACUCAGACAAGCAUUAUUUCUGACCAGUGGGGAGUCUUAAGCAUAGAGAAACAUUCCUGCGAUAUCCAUUAUUGCGACUCAACCUGCACGUGUGGUUUGUUUAAUAAACCAUGCACAGAUGCAGUAUCUUACAAGUGUUUCGCUAACUCUACCAUUGACACAAAUAUCUAUGUUUCAUUCCUAAGUGAAGAUGAAAUAAUUGAUUCUUCAUCCUGCUUAACUGUGGAAUGGAACUUAACGGACAUUUACUCCUACACAUUGAUAGAGCGAUUUGAGUGGUCUGUUGGAAUAACAGAUUCUUCAAUCGGAUACGGCAUAUUUGAUUUAAAAAUAGAAGAGCCUUGGUUAGAUGUCGGAUUAAAUACAAGAGGUGUGUAUUGCCUUCAGAAUGGGAAAAAUCUUGUUCACGGUGAACAUUAUACAGCUUAUGUUAAAGCAUGGUUUGAGAGUGACACAUACAAAAUUUAUUCGUCUACCUCUAUUGUUGUCGACCACACUCCACCGUCAUUGAGGAGAGGUUACUCAGUGAAGGAUUCGACAUCGGACUGUGCCAAAGACUUGGACUUCAUCGAUUGGACAGAUACAAUAACCGCCUGUUGGGAAGAUGUUUUCCGUGAACAACAAGGAGAGAUUAUAGAAUAUUAUGUUUCGAUGGGUACCGUUAUAAAUGGUAGUGACGUUUUCAACAACACGUCCGUUGGACUGUACCAAAACUAUACUUUUUCGGAUUUGGAACUGCAUUCAGGAACGCGUUAUUAUAUCACAGUGACUGCGAUAAAUAAUAUCCAUCGCAAAAAAACAGCUCAUUCUGACGGCUUCGUUGUAGACACUGAUUACCCUGUAGAAGGGAUUGUAUUUAACACAAAGCAUCAAGUUGACGAACAUUUCCAAUCAAACAGUGAAACGUUAAGUAUUUCCUGGCAUGGAUUUAUCGACCACUCUUCUGGAGUGAAGUCAUACCAUGUCGCGCUAAUCGACGUCGAGACCAUGAAAGCACAUGUCAACUUUAUUAAUGGUGCGUUGAAAACAACGCACACGUUUCAGAAUGCAUCUCUUUCCAAUGGACAUAAAUAUAUUGGGCUUGUAAAGGCUGAGGAUGCGGCUGGUCAUUUUAGCAAGAUCAUACAAAGUACUCCAAAGCAUAUUGAUCUUUCACCGCCCAUGGGGUAUACAUGCGCUCAGUACCGUCCGCUUUAUAACAAGAAUUUAACAAUCUCUCAAUAUACAACAACGGAAUUCAGUUCAACGUUUUCGAAGCAAUGGCCCUACGCAAUUAGAGGACUCAUAUUAAAUGACAAUACAGAGGUAGCUGUCCGAAUUGGAAGACUGAACAGUGCACUGGUUCUUGUAAAGAAUCAUAAUGGAACGUAUGGAUUCAAAUAUGAAUUCACAUUACCGACGGAUAUGAAAGAACAUAUAUACAUUGACUUUGAUAUCAAAAGCAUUGAUACGAAUAUUUUCGUCGGGGUAUAUGAAUGUAUGAAUAUGACAGAGACGGUAAAAGGAGUAGUUGAUGUUUCUCAAGUUAGCAAAUCGACGUUUAUUGUUUCCGUAAACGUCUUUGAUCCAGAUAGUGGAAUUAAAAAGAUAACACUCGGGGCGGGAACUUCAACCGGAUCGUUUCAAUUACGUUCACUGAAUGUUGCUCAUUGCAUAAAUGACGAGGAAUUGAAUCUUCAAGUCGAACAUGGUACACCCGUACACGUGACGGCUAUUGUAGAAAAUUAUGCUGGGCUUAAGUCUGUAUUCCAUUCGUCUCCUAUUGUUGUUGAUAUAACUCCUCCAGAAAUAUCAAACGUGCUUUUCAACAUAGUAACUCAUAUGAAUAGUGCGAACACAUCAGCACUCACAAGCAUAAUAACCGGACAUUGGAACGUCAUCGACAAUGAAACUGACAUCAAACAGUGUUCGGUUGGAAUAGGAAGAAGUCCAGACGGGUUCCCUAAAAUUUUGCCCUAUACCCAUGUAAAAGAUACAACGAUCACAUUUCAUUUACAUUCGCGUGUCCACGGUGAAGUUGUUUAUUGUGUACUGAAAUGUGUUAAUAACGUCCAACUGGAGACAAUUACAGCGUCAGAUGCUCUAAUUGUUGCUUACGAGAAGCCCAACAUUGAUUAUGCAGAGGUGCAUUUUAUUGCUGAAGCUAUAGCAGCUGUGCCUAUUUCCGACCUUCCCAACAAGUUUCGUACAAUCUCCUAUAGUGAAAUGUAUCCUUCAAGAGAACAGAUCUUUGUCCAGAGCAAUUUGACUGCUUUGAAAGUCGAAUGGACUGGACUUUUGGAUGCUGCAGGUCUUAACAACUACGAAUACCGCGUGAUGACCCCAGAAGGAGUUACACUUAAUUGGACUGAUUGUGGCAAUUACACAUUUGUCGAUAUCACUGGUUUGAACUUAAAACCAGAAGCGAUUUACGCUGUUCAAAUCAAAGCUUACAAUGUAGCCAACAUCACAAGCGAUGGAAUUCAAACAUUUACAUUCCUCAAAGGGAGAGCACCACAGCUUACUGGCAAGGACGCUCGUAUUGACUUUCACGAUGACAACAUCAUGUUAGACUGGAGCGAAGUGUUUGAAGAACAUUUUCUGAUUUCGCGUUUGAUUACAUAUGACGUCAUUGUUGGAACACGUGCGAGUUACAACGAUGUAAUCGACUUGUCUGAAAGGAAACACACUAACAUAUCGUUUCCUAAACCAAACUCCUCUAUUAUUAAUUCGAGCCCCAAUGAAAUAUUUGUUUCAAUCAUAUGUUGGGAACCGACUGGUCAGUUUGGAACAUAUCAACAUAGCUUCAAAUUGGAUAAUAACUAAUAUGUCACGGGAACAUCAAUCAGAUUUCACAUAAACGCUUUUGUCGUUUAUGUGUACGUGUUUCCAUAGUCUCGAUUAAGGUAACCUUAAUAAUGACUAAACGGAUGCUUGGAGGUAAUUAUCUGUUAGAUAUUUAAAGUGUUAAAUGUGUCCAUGUACUUUAAAUGGAUGUAUAGAUUGAAUGAUUUGUUUACAAGUUUCGUUCCAACUAAAAUUAAGUGAUAUUAUCUGGUAUUUGUCUACUAUAUUUUAAUAUGCUAGUUUUGUAAAUUUUAAGGAGAAUGCUUAUAAUAAUGCCAAUAUUAUUUUUCAUAUGUUACUCAAGAGUAUCUACUUAGAUAUGAUCGCAUGUUUCUAUUUUUUUUCAUAUGUUACUCAAGAGUAUCAACUUAGAUAUGAACGCAUGUUUCUAUUAUUUUUCAUAUGUUAUUCAAGAGUAUCUACUUAGAUAUGAUCGCAUGUUUCUAUUAUUUUUCAUAUGUUACUCAAGAGUAUCUACUUAGAUAUGAUCGCAUGUUUCUUUAUAAUACAGAUAAUGAAUAACAGCUUUAAUAAAACUACACGUAUACAAAAUAGUUUACAAUUAUUAUUUUUAUAAAUAUGUUUGUUUGUUAAUUCAAGAUGUUUUGUUACAGUUUAGAAAAUAAUUAUCAUAACAUUCACUCAAGUUUUGUUGUUGUAUGAAUAUUCAUGUCGAACUAAUACAACAUGUUUAUAUAAACGCUUUAUUUGGUUUCAAGUGACCUGGGUUUCAUUUCCCUCUGCAUUUGUAGCCGCUUUGUAUCAAUCUUAACUAAUAUAUUACAAACGUAGUGCAUUUAAUGUAAUAAAUAUAUUCCACUUUAUAGUUAUACAGUAAUAAUGACCACUGACUCCCAUUCUAUUUUGUUUAUUCGCUUAAGUUUGUUAAUGCUUAUGUAUGCCUCAUACUGACAUGAUGUUUUGAUUUUUCGAAUUAAUUGUUUCUUCAUUUAAAUAUAGCUAUAAAGCAAAAUCAAUGUUUGUUUCUGUUUAAUAUAUCGUGCAUAAACCCAAAAUAAUGUAUGGUUUAUUGCAGUCGGGUCAAUUACCAUAACCCGAACAAACAAUGCAAAUAAAAGUCAUACAGAUGAAGAAUUAAAGAACUUGUGAAUUAUCAGUCUCAUUUGAAAAUGUGGAUAAUGACUGUAAAGUAUGCUCAAUAUUUUUUUUUAAUUUCUUUUCUUACGGAC
Messenger RNA from Dreissena polymorpha, 4933 nucleotides. RefSeq lists its product as uncharacterized. The record is from RefSeq and is a predicted model, not a curated record. The transcript is spliced from 5 exons. Bases 249 to 3722 code for a protein of 1157 amino acids. Gene Ontology annotation, molecular function: protein binding. NCBI's taxonomy places the organism in Eukaryota, Metazoa, Mollusca, Bivalvia, Myida, Dreissenidae.